UACUAACUGUUACAGGUAAAACUAGUGAAACAGAGAUGUAAAUGAAAGUGUGACCAGAACAUAAUUGAAAUCUAGAGUUAAAGCAUUUAGCCAGGUGGCGCAAGAUGUUUGAGUGUUAUAUGAAGGGGAAAAAGGGAAGUGCAGCAGUUGCUACAAACACAGUCAAACAACUCACGAUACAGGAAGAGAAACUCACACAAUGGCCGCAUAUGCAAAAGAAAAAAUGUUCUACAUUUUAAUCGGGUUUUGGCUUAUUUUAGGUGUUGAAUGCUUCAGUGGUGGGUCAAAUCAUACAUUAACUAUUAAGACUGGAGGAUCUGUCACCAUCCCAUGUCAUUAUGAUGAGAAAAACUCACUGCAGAAGAAAUACUGGUUCUCAGAAAUUGGUCUAAUUCGUAAUUACAUAAACACAACAGAGAAGAAUCUGUCAGUAAUUGAUCAUCCUGAUCAGAGUCUCUUUACUGUGACUAUGAGAAACCUGCAGAACAAACACACUGGAGGUUAUUCUUGUGUUGUGGAGACUGAAGGACAGCCGACUGUCACGUAUGAGCUUCAUCUCGAGGUUCAGUCUGCUCCUGAUGUGUCUGUGGUGAGCAGCAGUGUAUCUGGACAUGAAGGUGGUGAUGUCAGUGUCCAGUGUUUCUACACUUCUAGAUAUAAGAAUAAAACUAAACAGUGGUGCAGAUAUAAAGAUCAGAGCUGUUACACAGUGGGGAGGACUGACACAUCCCAGAAUCCAUCAGUCCAGAUCAGUGAUGAUGGGAGAAGAUCCUUCACUGUGUUGAUGACUGGACUGAGACUCAGUGAUUCUGGAUGGUACUUCUGCUCUGCUGGAGAGGCACUGAACCCUGUUCAUCUCAUUGUAUCACAGGCAGAACCAGUAAGCGGGACCACAGACAAUCCGAGAGUCUCAAGUGAAACAGGAAUUUCCAAGAAUAAUAAUAAAACUGAAGUCACUGCAGAAACAAAAAUAAGUAAAGAUCUUCUGACUGUGUGGCUUCCAGUUUCAGCUGCACUUCUGCUGCUGUUGAUUCUGGUCGGUGUUUUCACCUGGAGAUGGAAACAGAGAACUAAGCAAGAUAAACACCAAAACAGAGAGAGAAACGACAGCAGGACCAUUGAUGCAAUCUACUCUAAACCUGAAGAUCCUGUGAUAUACAACACUAUAAAUGAUGAAUGCUCAAAUGACAUAACCUAUAGUACUAUUGGUGAUGCUCCUGGGAGUGAAGCAAAGCCUCCAGCAGGUGGAACAGUAUACAGCACUGUGGCUCCACACUAACAGCAACAGUGACGCUGCGUCCCAGUUCAGAGGCUGCAUCAUUUGAAGGCCGAUUGCGUCACAGUGGCGCGACGAAUGCUGCCUCAAUUUCUAAGGCUCCUCCAAAUGUGUCCUUCAUUUCCCAUGAAAUGAAGGAUACAACAGAUGGACCCUUUGCGGCCUUGCCUGCCCCAGAAUUCAUUGCGCGCCAGUGACGACAAGAUUUUUUUUAAAUGAAACUGCUGAAUUACACUUUUAAACGCAAGAAUUGGGUUUCAACUUACUCAAAUAUCUAAUGACACAAAUGUAAAAAUAAAAAACAACAACUUUAAAGCAGUUUAAAUGUUGACAUAUCUUACUAAGAUGCAGUUAUAUAUAGUUUAUAUUCUUUAUUAUAUACAGAAAUAGACCAUGGUGAACAUAUUUAGACAGUUUGUGAACCCUGUUUUGUUUUCAGACUGUUUUAUUUUGUUUUCAGUUGAAUAUAACUUCCAAAAAAGCGCAGUAUAAACGUUACUGCCACUCAUCAAUGAUAGCUGUCGCAGUUGGGUGACAAGAACAGUUCUCCAUAGUGUAGACUGUCCCAUUUAACAACGCUCAGUCCGACCUUCGCUUCCUUCAAAGGAUGCAGCCUGCGAAUAACACCAGAACAGACACAUCUAACCAAGAGAAACAGAAGAGGACUAUCACAACACAACUUUUUUUUUUUUUUUUUUUUUUUUUUUUUUGUGGUUUUUAUGCUUGUUUUACAUGAAGAUCUGUAGAUCAGAUCUACAGAUUCAAACACAUUAACUUUGCGUUUGCUUGAUCCCUCUCCAUUUUUUCAAAAGGACCCAUAUGAACAGAUGUGAGGGUCACGACUAUUGAAAAAAAGUGUUACGUGGAUCGUAAAUUCAUCUGUUAGGCUAGUUCAUAACUAGUCUCUUGAAAUGAGAUUAUCCUUCCUAUAUUGUAGUUGUAUAUAUUUGUGUCCGUUCUGUUUUAUCACUGUAAAAAAUACUUUCAGUUUACAUGUACAGUGUUCUGUUCUCUGUUAUGCAUAUUUUAAAUUAAAUAAAAGUAUUUUGUAGUUGUA
Ctenopharyngodon idella (grass carp) is the source of this 2333-nucleotide messenger RNA. Its product is annotated as CMRF35-like molecule 9. The transcript is spliced from 10 exons. The record is from RefSeq and is a predicted model, not a curated record. Lineage: Eukaryota; Metazoa; Chordata; Actinopteri; Cypriniformes; Xenocyprididae. The coding region runs from base 200 to 1279 and encodes 359 amino acids.